Nanorana parkeri is the source of this 1685-nucleotide messenger RNA. It is a transcript of the gene RGS11, whose product is annotated as regulator of G-protein signaling 11. The record is from RefSeq and is a predicted model, not a curated record. NCBI's taxonomy places the organism in Eukaryota, Metazoa, Chordata, Amphibia, Anura, Dicroglossidae. The transcript has 18 exons. Gene Ontology annotation, biological process: intracellular signal transduction; regulation of G protein-coupled receptor signaling pathway; G protein-coupled receptor signaling pathway. The coding region runs from base 1 to 1626 and encodes 541 amino acids.
AUGGAGCGUCUGAUUGUGGCCAUGCAGGACCCAGAUAUCGGCAUCAAAAUGAGAAACCAGCGCUUGCUAAUCACGGUUAUUCCCCACGCCAUGACCGGUAAUGACGUUGUGGAAUGGCUCAUACAGAAACUUUCCAUCAAUGAGGAAGAGUCCCUGCACCUUGGGAACUUGCUUGUGAAGUAUGGAUACAUCUACCCCCUGAAGGACCCCAGGAACCUCAUCCUGAGAGCCGACGAUUCGCCGUACAGAUUUCAGACCCCGUACUUCUGGACAACCAAUAAAUGGCCUGCUACAGAACUGGACUAUGCUAUUUAUCUGGCAAAGAAAAACAUCAGAAAACAAGGAGAUCUGGUGGAGUAUGAGAAGGAUAAUUAUAAUCAGCUGCACAAACGAAUCAACCACACGUGGGACUUUGUGGUGAUGCAAGCACGGGAGCAGCUUAGGGCCGCCAAACAGCGCCGAAAAGGCGAUCGUAUCGUCAUAGAAUGCCAGGAACAGGCGUACUGGCUCGUCAGCAAGCCAUCGCCCGGGUGUUUAAAUGUGAUGGAAUACGGUCCAGAAAAGGGAGACUGCUACACGGGAAGAAUGCAGCUUGGAAAGAAUGCAGAUUACUACAAAAGAGAGAUGGAGUAUUUGAGAAAGGCCAUGGCACGAACAAGGGUAAAAUCAUCCAUCUGUCUUGAAGGCUUCAUCAAAUUCAGUGAACAGUACCUACCACAUGACCCCAUCAUGUCUGGCUGUCUUCCUAGUAACCCGUGGAUUACUGACGACGUCACAUACUGGACAUUAAAUGCACCUAUGGUACCAAUGCCUACGAAGCUGCGGCUGGACCGAUGGACCUUCAAUUUCAUGGAGAUGCUCAAUGACCCGCGGGGCCGCAAGGAAUUUUUACAGUUCUUGGAGAAGGAGUUUAGCGCUGAAAAUCUCCUCUUUUGGGAGGCUUGUGAAGAUUUACGGUACGGAGAGCAGUCAAAAAACAUAUCCACUGUGCAGUCCGUAUAUGAGCAGUUUCUGGCCCCAGGAGCAAUACGCUGGGUAAACAUUGACAGCAAGACAAUGGAAAAGACACUAGAAGGUAUAAAGAACCCACAUCGGUACGUGCUUGAUGAUGCCCAAAUGCAUAUCUACAUGUUGAUGAAAAAGGAUUCUUAUCCUAGAUAUUUGAAAUCUGAAAUGUACAAGAAUCUUCUGGGUCAAGCUUUUAUCCCGCCGGAAACUAAGAAAGGCGUGUUUCCAUUCAUGAGAAGACAGCGUCACUCCAGUCCCAGCCCGGCCUUCCUAUUUCCGCCAGGAGACCAAGAAUCAAAGGCAGAUGGAGACAGCAGAGUGAACUCGCCGGCAGCCAUGUCACAGCUGUCCCCGCUAAGCAGUCCCUUGGCUAAGUUACCCGGAAACCUGUUGCCUGCUUGCCCCGAAGAACAACAGUCCUUGCACGGUGCCUCCUCUUCCUCUGCACACCUGGAAGCUCCUUCUACCUUCCCACCUCCCUCCGUGAAUGGCUCUGAGAGGAAUAAAAUCCCCCUUGAAUGCCAAAUAUACAUCGUAGACAAAGCUUUCGACAACCAAAAGGACCUGCGGAAACCUGAGGCGGACACGGAAAGCCUAGAAUCUUCUACCGUGUUUUGACAGCAAGACUGAUGCCUCCACUCACUUUCUUGUCUACCACUGGGUCAGGUGCCUUUAUA